GAGAGGAAGGGGCAAUAGGAAUGCAGCUGUGUGUAGCAUUAAGCUACAAGAGAACCAUCAAAAAUGUGAUUAAAGAGUGAAUGAACUCCAUAGACUGAGAGGACACACGUUACUAAGUAGUUACACUAAAGAUAAGGACACCAUCCAGCCUUCCAAACCUUGGUGGGAAACAUGGAGAAUGAUGAAGAACAAAGCUUGGAACGUCUGAUAGACGGACCCUUGGUUACAUGGAUCCGCACCUUUGAGGGAGGCCAAGGGAUAGAAGAUGGGACUUUCUACUCCACCAGAGACCCUCGUAAAGAGUUCAUACGGUUAACGGAAGGGCGACUCCUUCACUACAUCAUGAGUAUAAUUGACUCACGGCCAUACCGGGAGAACAUGGAUCUGUACGGCCUUAAAAAGCAACUGCGAUCAUUCUACGAGGAAGAGCUCCAGCAGUUAAUCCUGAUGCAGCUACCUGACAUCUCACUGAUAUUGCAAGAGCCAUUCACAGAUGGCGCUGUGCAGGAAAUGGAGAAGCUGGUCUCUUUGUUGCUUGGGGCUGCAGUCCAGUGCGAUGGGCGAGAGCAGAUCAUUUCUGGCAUCCGAAGGCUCAAUCUGGAUUCACAAACCAAACUGGCAGAGAAAAUACAGGAGAUGACUCAGGAUUCUCAGAAGAUGAUAGCAUGGCCAGUAACGGAAUUAUCUCACCUUUCUCACACUGAUCUGGAAGAGACUGUCUGCGUGUUGAGCAAUCACCUGCAAGAUGUCUUGAAACAGAGGGACAAUGCCCAAGAGCGUCUGUCUCUUCUCUGUUUUGAACAUCGGUCUAACGUAAUCCCAACUAAUGAUUCUGGGUUGCAAGGUGGAACCAAAAAUACGACUUCUGCUCCCCAAACUUGGCAGAAUCACUCGCUGCAAAUUGCUGAUCUACAGAGCAAACUACGCCGUGUGCGCCAGGAGCUGGAGGAAAAAGGGGAGGAGCUACUAGACAGCCAGCAGCAGGUGCAAGCGCUGGAGGAGGAGCUAAGGAAAGUGCAUCAGCAGGUUAGAGAGCUCUCGCCACUUGCCACUCUCUCUCGUAGUUACCGGGAUGAACUGGACUCUCUGAGAGAGCGCUCAUGGCGUUCUGAAACACAAGUUAAUGCUCUUACCGAAAGACUGCGCACCAUGGAGGUUUAUCAGCGAUCCCUUCAGGACGAGAGAGAGUUCUCAAGGUCAUUACUGGAGGAUAAGGAAGUGUUAGAACAUCAGUUAUCUGUGGAAAGAGAGCGCUCUGAGAGGCUGCGGAUGUGCGAGAAGGAGAAACACUCUCUGGAAGAGAGAAUGCAGAAACUUGAAAUGGAGAGAGACUCAGAGAGUCAGAGAGUCCAGUUUCUGCUCCAUGAUAACCUCACACUUGCAGAGGAGGUGAGAGUCCUGAGGGAAGAGGCAUCACGGGGAUGGGAGAGAGUGUAUGAGACAGAUGGUGAGACGCCACCAAGCUGGGUGAGGGACCACUAUACAGAUGGAGAGCCAGGAUGGGAAGGACUGCAAGAGACAGAUAAUGAAUUUUUGGAUCUAAGUUCUGAGCUGUCCCAUGUUCUUAUCCGACUGGAAAGAGACAACCACAAUCUGAGAGAGAGGCUACAGGCUCUUACAGGAGAAAAUGUGACUACAGAAAGCAAAACGUUGCCUGAGAAAUCAAAUAAUGAGCAGGAGAAAAAUGUACAGCCCUUGUACAUCUUAAAAGACUUAUGUGUCAGAGAGGAACCAGAUGGAGGAAGUUUGGGAGAAAGAGAGUGUCUUCAGGGAGAGGGAGAGCGAAAGAUGCAUGAGACUGCAGAAAAAGAACAGUCCCCAAAGAGAGAGUUAACAGAGGAUGCUGAAAAGAAACGAUCACAGAAGAGAGAAGAGUUAGAAGGAAGUAUUAAAAUGCCACAUAGCCGAGAGCUGGAAGACAAUACUAAAAGGAAGAUGCCACAUGUGCAUACGCAAUCACAGAAUAUGAUGAAGUAUUUACCAAGCGGACAGCUAAGAAGAGAUACAGAAGAGAUACAACAUGUAGAAAUGGAUGAGGAGGAGCACUUAGUGAAGAGUCAACUAGAAGAUGUUGGGAAAGAGCAAUUAAAAGAGAAUGCAUAUGAUAUAUGCUCACAGAAGAGACAGCUAGAAGAAAGUUCAGAUGGUGUGUGCUCCAAGGAAAGGCAGCUAGAAGAAAGGUCAGAUGGUUCGUGCUCCAAGGAGAGACAGCUAGAAGAAAGUUCAGAUGGUGUGUGCUCCAAGGAGAGACAGCUAGAAGAAAGGUCAGAUGGUGUGUGCUCCAAGGAGAGACAGCUAGAAGAAAGUUUAGAUGGUGUGUGCUCUAAGGAAAGGCAGCUAGAAGAAAGGUCAGAUGGUUCGUGCUCCAAGGAGAGACAGCUAGAAGAAAGUUCAGAUGGUGUGUGCUCCAAGGAGAGACAGCUAGAAGAAAGUUCAGAUGGUGUGUGCUCCAAGGAGAGACAGCUAGAAGAAAGUUUAGAUGGUGUGUGCUCUAAGGAGAUGCAGCUAGAAGAAAUGUCAGAUGGUGUGUGCUCCAAGGAGAGGCAGCUACAAGAAAGUGCAGAUGGUGUGUGCUCCAAGGAGAGGCAGCUAGAAGAAAGUUCAGAUGGUGUGUGCUCCAAGGAGAGGCAGCUAGAAGAAAGGUCAGAUGCUUCGUGCUCCAAGGAGAGGCAACUCGAAAAAAGUUCAGAUGGUGUAUGCUCCAAGGAGAUACAGCUAGAAGAAAGUUCAGAUGGUGUGUGCUCCAAGGAGAGGCAGCUACAAGAAAGUGCAGAUGGUGUGUGCUCCAAGGAGAGGCAGCUACAAGAAAGUGCAGAUGGUGUGUGCUCUAAGGAGAGGCAGCUAGAAAAAAGUGCAGAUGGUGUGUGCUCUAAGGAGAGGCAGCUAGAAGAACAUUCAGAUGGUGUGUGCUCCAAGGAGAGGCAGCUAGAAGAAAGGUCAGAUGAUGUGUGCUUACAUGAGAGACAGACAGAAGAAAGUGCAAUUGAUAUGAAGUCACAUGAGAGACAGCUAGAAGAAAGGUCAGAUGGUUUGUGCUCCAAGGAGAGGCAGCUAGAAGAAAGGUCAGAUGGUUCGUGCUCCAAGGAGAGGCAGCUAGAAGAAAGGUCAGAUGGUGUGUGCUCCAAGGAGAGGCAGUUAGAAGAAAGUUCAGAUGGUGUGUGCUCCAAGGAGAGGCAGCUAGAAGAAAUGUCAGAUGGUGUGUGCUCCAAGGAGAGGCAGCUAGAAGAAAGUUCAGAUUAUGUGUGCUCACAUGAGAGACAGGCAGAAGAAAGUGCAAUUGAUAUGAAGUCACAUGAGAGACAGCUAAAAAAAAGUGCAGCCAAUGUGAGGCCAUAUGAGAGACAGUUGAAAGAGUGUGACAAUGAAGUACAAUUACAUAUGGACAAGAUGGACAAAAGCGCUGGAGAUAAACAAUCAGUUCAGGAGAACUCUACAAUUGUUCAGUCUCUCAGACAACAGCUGGAAGUGAAAGAACAAGAAACACAUUCACAGCAGAGACAGUUGCAGGAGAGUGUUGAUGAAAUAAGAAAACUAAAGAAACAAAUCCAGGAACAUGCUAAAGAGAUAGACGCUUUAAACAGACAGCUGCAUGAGAAAGAGCAGUCCAUAAACAUACAGGCGGAAAAGUCUAUUGCAGAGAUUCAGUCCAUGAAUAGUCAGAUAGAUAAGUGCAAUAGAGAGAAUGAGAAACUGCUGAGACAUCUGCAAGAGAGAACUGAUGAAAUUCAGGCUAUAAAGGGACAGCUUCAAGAGACUGUAGAUGAACUAAAAAUGCACAAGAGACAGAUAGAAGAGAAAGCAAUGGAGUAUAAUCUUCUUAUGAAACAGCUGAAUGAAAAAGAAGAAAGUGAGCAGUCUCUAAAGAGACAUUUGGAAGAAAAUACUUUAGAUGUCCUGUCUAUCAGAAAACAGUUGCAAGGAGCUACCGAGGAGGGGCGUUCCAAGUCAAGACAGCUGGAAGAGAGAAAUGAGGAGGUACAAAGCUUGAAGGAACAGCUGAAAAGAACAGAAGAAGAGUCUCAUCAGAGACAGCUCCAUGAUGGUGCUGAACGGCAAACACUUAAGAGACAACUGGAAGAGAGAGCCUCUGAGAUACAGUCCUUGAAUCUACAGCUACAAGAAAAAAAGGAGCAGUCACUUAAGAGACAGCUGCAAGAGAGAACUGAAGACAUAGAAGCUCUACAGAUGCAGUUGCAGGUGGUAGGGGAAUCACACUCACUGAAGAUUCAACUGCAACAAAAUGCUGAACAGCUGCAGUCUCUUAUAAAACAGCUCCAGCUAAGUGCAGAGGAGGCAAAGAAAUCACACUCAAUGCUUCAGGAGAAAGAAGACGACAUAUGCACUCUUGAGAGACAGCUGCAAGAGAGUGCUAGAGAAAUAAAGUCACAGAAGUUGCAACUAGAAGACAGGACUGUGGAGGUACAGUUGCAGAAGAGACAGCUAGAAGAGAGUACUAUGGAAAUACAGUUGCAAAAGAGACAACUUGAAGAGCGCACAGAGGAGAUGAGAAAACUUAAGAGACAGUUGGAGGACAAGGACAGCAAGGAAAAUUCCCUGACAAGACAACUUACAGAGAGAGAGAGAUUUGAGGAAUCACUUAAGAGACAGCUGGAAGACAGUCUGACAGAUGUUAAGUCUCUCAGGAGACAGUUGCAAGAGAGUGAAUCCGAUAAAUUGUCAUGGAGAAGACAGCUUGAAGAAAAUGAAAAGGUCAAACUAUCACAACGAAUACAGUUGCAAGAGAGUGUUGAGGAAAUACGACUCCUGAAUAGACAGUUAGAAGAGCAGUCACUAAAAAGACAGUUAAAUGAGAACAAUGAGAUACGGUCAUUGAAGCAGGAGCUGGAAGCAAGUGCUAGAGAGAUACAAUCCAUGAAAAAACAACUGCAUGAAACGGAGGAAGAGACACUUAAGAGACAGCUUCAAGAAAGUGCUAAGGAGACUGAAGCUGUACAGAGGCAGCUGUCUGAAAGAGAGGAGUCAAAUUUGCUAAAGAGACAACUUCAAGAGAGCGUUGACCAAGCACAAUCUAUUAUGAAGCAGCUGAAAGUGAGCGGUGAUGAGUCAAAGACUUUGCAGAAACAACUUCAAGAAAGAGAAACAGAAAUACAUGCACUCAAAAGACAACUACAAGAGAGGGCUGAUGAGAUGCAGCUACAAAAAAGACAGUUGGAAGAAAGCAUGAGAAAUGACUACUUAUUAAGUAGACAACUGGAAGACAAAGAAGGUUGUGAGCAGUCACUUAAGAGACAGCUGGAAGACAGGAGUAAAUCUAUAGAAUCAUUGCAGAGACAAAUGAAUGAAAGUAAUUCACAGAUACAGUGUCUCAUGAGACAGCUUGAAUUGAGUGCAGAGGAGGCAAAGCAUUCACUAAGACUGCAUCAAGCAAGAGAGGGAGAGAUACAGACUCUUGAAAGACAGCUGCAAUCAAGAGCUGAGGAAAUGCACUUACAUAAGAGAGAGCUGAAAGAGAGCGCAGUUAGGGAACAGUCUCUCAAAAGACAGCUAGAGGAGAGAGAGGAGAGUGAGCAAGCCCUGAAAAGACAGUUAGAAGACAGCAUUAAGUUUGCUACAAUCCUGCAGAGACAGCUGCACGAAAGUAUUGCAGAUGCCCGUUCUUUUAAGAGGCCAUUUAAAGAGAGUGCCUCAGAGGAACCAUCACAAAAGAAACUUCUAGAUGAAAAACAAAGAGACAGAUUGUCAAAGGAAAGAGAGCUGCAGGAGGCAGAGCGGCUUAUCAUAAAGAGAGAGUUCAAAGAUUGCACUGUUGAUGAGAUGACAUUGAAGGAGCAGAUGGACAAGGGCAUUGUAGAUAUGAAGUCACUUAAGAGACAGUUGGAAGAGGGUACUGGUGAUGAUAUGACAUUGAAGGAAAAUCUGGGCAAGGAUAUUGUAGAUAUGAAAACAUUAAAGAGACAGUUGGAAGAGAGCUCAACACUCUCGUGUCCACGUUCUGUCAAUACCUCUGUAACAGCUUUUGAGUCUGUUCCUUCAUCUGACUCACCUGCCAUCUCUGGAUCUACUCUUGUAUCUGCCCCCUUUAUUUCUUCUCCCCCCAUAACUAUAUCCUCUCUCCAUCCUCUGUCUGUGCCAAUCUCUCUCCCUAAAGUGGGGCUCACUCCAGUUGCAGAAUCUAGAACUUCUUCUGUUUCCCUUCCACUGUCCUACAUCCCAGCAUCUGCUCCACUGUCUAGUCCUGAAGCUUCUCUGUCUUUACUGCUGAUGGAGCUACAGGGAGUACGCAUGGAAAGGAUGGAGGUGCAGGGACGAUGUGACUCCCUACUCAGGGACCUCCAGAGACAGGAAGCGGAGCUUGAGAGAGCGCAGAGAGAGCUGCGCAAGGGCAGGAAUGCUUUGAGGGUGCUGCGACAGGAGCACAGAGAACUGCAGGAAAGGUUCACACAGCUGUCUGUCCAGGGAGAACACGCCCACAAGGAACUACAGAGGAAACUGCAGGAGCAGGAGGGGAAGGUACAGGAACUUCAUUCGGAAAACCAGAGGCUGCAGGAUGAACAGAAAAGGCUGACGGAAGAGAUGUCUCGGAUGGACAAGAAAUCAGCGGAAAGGGCCACAGAGCUGAGAGAAGCAAAGAGACAGCUGGGAGUGGAAAAGAGAGAGAGGGAGCAGCUGGAAAGAGAGCGCAAUGAGCUGAGAGAGGGUGUUCAACGUUUAGAGAUUAGCAACACUGCACUUACAGAACAGUGCCAGGCUCUGUCUCAAGUGAAGCUGUCCAUUCAAGAUCAGAACAGUAUGUUGCUAUCUCAGAUACGUACGCUAAGCAAUGAGAAUCGCGAGUUAUUAGAGCGUAGUCUGCAGAGUGGCGAACUGAGACAAGAAGAAGAGAGACGCUACAGGGAAAAACUGAUGGAGCUGAAACACGAAAAACAGAAACUUCUGGAUAAGAUCAUGGAUCAAUACAGAGUACUAGAGCCAGCUCCUGCUAAUGUGCACAGGAGAGGUAACUGGAUUACUGAUAAGAUGAAAAGACUUCUAAAGGCACGGGACAGAUCUCCACGUGGUCCAGGAGAACCUCAUCGGGUCCUCCACCCAGCUGAAGAGCCCCCAUCAGAACCAGACAGAGCACCUAAGGGUUCAGUAGUCCUCAGGCGCAGUAAAAGCUCUGUUGGAACUCCAAGUUCACCUCAGCAAGGCUCACUUCCUCGGUCUCACCGUACCAAGUUAAGCUCCACUCUACGGUCCAGUGAAUCAUUCAGUGGCCGAGAUACCAGCCCUAGGGAGAAAUUUCGACUGAGGCGUAGGGGUCUUAUGCAGGGCAGUGAUGGAGAGGAACCUGUAGGUGACGUAGACAGGGAGCCUGCUGCACUGUCCUGAGACCUACACCCCUGUAUACAUCACAUGGCUGUAUAUACUGAUAUUAUUUAUAUACUAAUAAAUUGAUAUGUACGCAUAUGAAUAUUUACAGACUGCACCUUAUUGUGUCUUGUUAUUAACAUUCGGAUGCACCUGAAUUUCCUUAAAGGGACAUCAAAACCAAUAUUUUUCUAUCAUGAUUCAGAUAGAGAAUACAAUAUUAAAAAAUGUUUCCAAUUUA
Bombina bombina (fire-bellied toad) is the source of this 7552-nucleotide messenger RNA. RefSeq names its product coiled-coil domain containing 88B (gene CCDC88B). The coding region runs from base 172 to 7332 and encodes 2386 amino acids. NCBI's taxonomy places the organism in Eukaryota, Metazoa, Chordata, Amphibia, Anura, Bombinatoridae. Gene Ontology annotation, biological process: cytoskeleton-dependent intracellular transport; cytoplasmic microtubule organization. The record is from RefSeq and is a predicted model, not a curated record. Gene Ontology annotation, cellular component: centrosome; cytoplasm. Gene Ontology annotation, molecular function: microtubule binding; dynein light intermediate chain binding. The transcript is spliced from 21 exons.